Molecule: messenger RNA, 1668 nt
Organism: Coprinopsis cinerea okayama7#130
Lineage: Eukaryota; Fungi; Basidiomycota; Agaricomycetes; Agaricales; Psathyrellaceae
Exons: 13
Coding region: 1-1668 (555 amino acids)
Source: RefSeq, a predicted model, not a curated record
AUGGACCCUGGCGAGGUACCAGAGAUCCGAACUGUGACGCGAUUUCCCGCCCAAGCGCAGUCUGGCGGCGACUGCAAGAUUCCCAGCAUUAUCUACUAUGAUACCCAAGGAAAGGUCUGCGUCGUUGGCGCGGAGGCCACUGCUGAAGGGAUUGAAGAACAAGCUGAAGACAACGGCUGGUUCAAGGCGGAAUGGCAUAUACUUUUUCCUUUCAGGUCUCGACCAUCUCUGACGCCUGACACGCCAGGUUCAAACUACACCUCCGUCCGCAGGCUCUUCGCCGACUACAUGAAGUACCUCUUCGACUGCUCCGAGACGUACAUCAAAGAAACCCAUACGAGUGGGGAUCUCCUCUGGAACACGCUCAAGGAUGACAUUCUUUUUGUGCUCACGCAUCCGAAUGGGUGGGAGGGCCCCCAGCAGACUCAGAUGCGUCGGGCUGCGGUGCAAGCUGGUCUUGUUUCGGAUAGUGAGGAGGGCCAUGCGAGGGUUAUGUUCGUGACGGAGGGCGAGGCGAGUUUGCAUUUUUGUAUCAAUAAUGGCUUGAGCGGGGAUGGUUUGGAGAGCGGAAAGGGUGUUGUUAUCGUCGAUGCUGGAGGUGGCACGAUCGAUGUCAGUGCCUAUCAAGGGCGGGGUGGUGUAUUCAACGAGAUUUCUGCGGCGCAGUGCCACUUCCAAGGGUCGGUGUUUGUCACCUCGCGGGCUGAGGAAUACAUGAAGCAACACCUCAACGGAACUCGUUUCGAAGCCGACAUUCCGGUUAUCGUGAAGCGCUUCGAUACGCGCACCAAGCACACUUUCAGAUCCGAUUCUGAAAUGCAGUUCAUCCAGUUCGGGUCUCCUAGAGAGACUGACCUCGCGCUUGACAUCCGACGUGGUCAGAUGAAGCUCAAAGGGCAAGUCUUCGCGUCUGUCGUCGCAGGUUUCUUUGAACCCUCCAUCAAGUGCAUUGUCGGGGCUGUUGAGGAACAGAUGGCGAAUCGACAUUACCCAAUUUCGACAGUGUUCUUAGUCGGAGGCUUUGCAGCGAGCGAUUGGCUGUACAAUCAAGUCAAGAAUCGACUGGAGAGACGAGGUGUGAAAGUAUUCCGCCCUGACACCCAUACAAACAAAGCGGUCUCUGACGGCGCCGCAUCCUUCUACCUGGACCAUCUCGUCGGGACGCGAGUAUCGAAAUUCGACUAUGGGCUCAACAGCUUCGUGUUUUUCGACCCUUACGAUCCAGAGCAUUUCAAACGUCGCUCGAAGAUGCGGGAACACUCGAUCACGAGACAUUUAAUUCUCAACGACUGUUUUUCUGUUAUUCUGUUCAGGGGCACCCAGGUCGCUGAAAGGACUGAAUUCAGAGGCCGUUAUGAUCAUUGGCUCAAGCCGAACGAGGACCUUACUCAAUUCAGAGUGUACAUCCAGUGUUAUCGUGGAGAUGGGCCGUGUCCUGAGUGGAUGGAUGGGGAAGAUUCGAACUCCUUCUCUCAGGUAUGCUGUGUUACAGCAGACGUUUCGAGUAUUGUCCCUGCGUGGCAAUUCUCCCCUCUGACGGGCCAGUACCAUUCGCGUAUUGCGUUUGAUGUUGUUUUGUUGUUUGGGCUUACGGAGUUGCGAGCUCAGAUUGCGUGGAUGGUUAAUGGCGUGGAGAAACGGGGCCCUGCGAAGAUUGUGUAUUUGUGA